Molecule: messenger RNA, 5002 nt
Organism: Mesocricetus auratus (golden hamster)
Lineage: Eukaryota; Metazoa; Chordata; Mammalia; Rodentia; Cricetidae
Gene: Phactr4
Product: phosphatase and actin regulator 4
Exons: 13
Coding region: 486-2621 (711 amino acids)
Biological process (GO): actin cytoskeleton organization; neural crest cell migration
Molecular function (GO): actin binding
Source: RefSeq, a predicted model, not a curated record
AUAUCUAAAAUAUGCCUUUGAAAUGGACUUCUACCCACAUUCGACUGUUACUCCGAACACCGCUGAUGAUAUAGGGUCUCUGCUGUACUUUGAGACAGGCUCCCUAUCUUCUGUGGCUUUGAGCCUAGAGGCUUCCUACCAACCUCAAAGUCAGGAAAAGGAGGUGUGGGCUUUUGGGCUGUGCCCUUGGCAGUCAGAAUGUGGUUGGCUGUCUCCUCCCCUUCCGCACUAGAGCUCUACACACUGUGCACUCUGGAAUGACAGGCAUUCCUCUGUGAAGAAAGCCGGGGUGAAGACAUUUGUGAGCGCCACAAGUACCCGGUGACCGGGAUACAGACAACAGAAACUCCAGAUCUCGUGCUGUUUCCUGGCAUUUGGUGGUGAUCCUGGACUGCUGGUCCCUGUGUGGAUUUGUCUUUUAAGAGAAGUUUGCUUUUGUCCAGGACAGUUUGCUGUUGUGGGAUACAUCUAAGACAAUUAUAAUCAUGGGGCAAGCUGAUGUCUCCAGACCGGUAAAUCCAGAUGCAGUUGAAGAAGCAGAGCAGCCCUCAGGAGAGCCAAGCAUGGUCAUGGACAGUGUGGAAGCAGGGGACACAACACCUCCCACCAAAAGAAAAAGCAAGUUCUCAGGUUUUGGCAAAAUUUUCAAGCCGUGGAAAUGGAGGAAAAAAAAAAGUAGUGAUAAAUUUAAAGAGACAUCAGAAGUUUUAGAGAGAAAAAUAUCUAUGCGAAAACCAAGAGAAGAGCUGGUUAAAAGAGGGGUUCUGUUGGAAGACCCUGAGCAGGGUGCUGAGGAUCCUGGAAAGCUGGGCCAUGCCACAUUAAAGAAUGGCCACACUGCCCCCAUAGGGAGUGCCAGAUCUUCUAGUCCAGUCCUAGAGGAAGAAGAGCCGGUGAGAAUAUCAAGCCUUCGGGAUCUUAAUCCAGAAGAGGAUUCAAAAAAGAGACUAGGCUCAACUGGAAGCCAUCCUAACUCUGAAGCAGAGUCUGCUCCUGAGCAUGUACCUAAGCAGCCUUUGUUCCCCUCAAAAAGACCCUCGUCCUCUUCUUACGAAGCAAGCGAAGGGCAAGCAAAGGAGGUGGCCAUGCCUGGCAGUGCGUCAAGGUCCAUCCCUUCCCCUUCUGCCUCUGCUACCACAACACCUGCUGUCACCCCUGCUGCAGCAGACAUAACAAAGACUGUCAGUUCCUUUGUCACCCCAGCCCCAGCCCCCAGGACUCUGCCUGCUGCUCCUGCCAGCACUAACACUACUGCCACCCUGAGUUUUACUCAUACGGCCCCUGCCAAGCAACCCCCCAUCCCACCCCCUAAACCAGCUCACAGAAACAGCAACCCUGUCAUUGCUGAACUGUCCCAAGCAAUAAACAGUGGUACACUGUUGUCGAAACCAUCCCCACCCUUACCACCCAAGAGAGGCAUUCCUUUAACCUUGGGACCCACCUCAGAGCCUGCUGCUUCACCCACAACAAAAACAGCAAGUGAUCAAAGAGAAAAAACUGUCUCUGUGUGUUCGGAACCACCGCUGAUGAUCCCGCCUUCCUCCCCCUCUCCCCCACUGCCUACCCACAUACCUCCAGAGCCCCCAAGGUCCCCAACUAAGACCUUUCAAAUUGUGCCAGAAGUUGAGUUUUCCUCUUCUUCAGAUGUACCCCAGGACAUUUCCCAGCAGGAAGAUCAGAAAAAGGAAAUCCCCAAGAAGAUGCAAGACCAGAGCUUUGGGGAGCCCCAUAUACCGUCCAGGCUGCCCCCACUGCCGCUGCAUAUCCGAAUUCAGCAGGCUCUUACUAGCCCCCUUCCCAUGACCCCUCCCUUGGAAGGCGCUCACAGAGCUCAUUCCCUGCUGUUUGAGAGCAGCAACAGCUUCUCUGAGGACAGCGGUACCCUGGGUCGGACCAGGUCACUUCCUGUCACAAUUGAAAUGCUCAAAGUUCCAGAUGAUGAUGAAGAAGAGCAGACCUGCCCAUUGGCAUUUGCUGAAGACAUGACAUCUACCUCAGUCACUCCUAAACUACCACAGUGUCUGCAAGAGGAAGAAAAGGAGAGUGACUCAGAUUCAGAGGGUCCCAUUCAGUAUCGAGAUGAGGAAGAUGAAGAUGAUGAAGAUGACAGCCAUCAGAGUGCCCUGGCCAACAAAGUGAAGAGGAAAGACACGCUGGCAAUGAAGCUGAGCAGCAGGCCCAGUGAACCAGAGUUGAACCUGAAUUCUUGGCCUCGUAAAAGCAAGGAGGAGUGGAAUGAAAUACGGCACCAGAUUGGGAACACGCUGAUCCGGCGACUGAGUCAAAGACCGACACCAGAAGAACUGGAGCAACGGAAUAUACUACAGCCUAAAAAUGAAGCUGAUCGCCAAGCAGAGAAACGGGAGAUUAAGCGUCGACUCACCAGAAAGCUCAGUCAAAGGCCAACCGUGGCUGAACUUCUUGCCAGGAAGAUUCUGAGGUUUAAUGAGUAUGUGGAGGUAACAGACGCUCAGGAUUAUGACCGGCGAGCUGAUAAACCUUGGACCAAACUGACCCCUGCUGACAAGGCUGCCAUAAGAAAAGAAUUAAAUGAAUUUAAAAGCUCAGAGAUGGAAGUUCAUGAAGACAGCAAACAUUUUACACGCUAUCACCGCCCAUGAUGCUGAGGUGUGAGAAAAGGACUAAGGGACCAUGGGAAAAGCAAAGCUGUUCUGUUGCUUGUCUCCAGGGCGACCAUAGCACUUCCCACACAGCCAGAGCUGCCCUGGGAUCUGGUCUAGGGGUGAUAGCACUUCUAUGAACGUAGCCUUUCACUGGGACAGAUUCUCCUGUGCUGCCCUUAGAGAAGGGUGAAACGCCUGAUGCUUUUGAACCUUUUAACAACACUGCAGUGGGCUUGCGGGCUGUCUUCUCACCGGCCACCGAAGCUCCUGCACUGAAGGUUCCCCUUGAAGGCACACUCUGCCCCAAGACAAGUAACUGCCUAUGCUGAGGCAGUUAGUGCUGUUAGCCUUACCCGCUGCCUUGGGUGUGUGACCCACUCACGUAGGCGUUACUUCCAGCCAUCAAAUCCUCUUGCCAGAACAUCCCGGAGGCGCUGCCCUCCUAGCAAAGGGGCUCCCACUUCCAGAAGAAGUGCUUGCACCUCCCUGGCAGGGCAGGUAAGCACAGUCCCUUCUAGAUCACAGCGGUAAGGCCUGACAGAAAGCUCCUUUCUUUUUGUUUUAAGACAGGAUCUUAAACUGUGUAGCCCAGGCUGGCCUCAAACUCCUGUCUCAGCCUCCCAAAUACUGGGGUUACAAGCGUGAGCCACCAUGUUUGGCUUUCAUCCUAGUCCUUAUUUUAAAGUGAUCUUAAAGAAAUUUAUUCAUUAAACAGCCUGAGCUGUAAUCAAGCUGUUCACAUGAGAAUGUCAAGUGCAGUUUCUAUAUACAAACCAAGAUAAAAGCCUUAUAUUCAUGCCAGUUUGGCAGAGAACUGACUCAUGAAUUAAACUCCACACACUAUUAUAUAUUCCUCGUACCCAAUGAUACUGUAAAUCAUUUCAACCAGUGGUUGUAGGCACCCAGUGGGAGCAUUUGUGUGCUGGUGGUGCCCAUGCUUCCAGCCAGAGCCCCCUGCUACAGAGCCCCUCUUUACUCCAGCAAGCCUCCUGCUCUCCGCCCUGGCAGCAUUCACCUUACUUGCCUUUUCAAUUCCAUGCUGUAGCCAGUGUGGUUGGUGCCUAAGUUGUUGCAUCAGGCCCUCCCCAUUUGUAUCUGUGAUGUAAGCACAUUUUCCUAAAGCAGAUCUGUGUAUGUACCUCAAAGAAUUUUUCUCUUGAAACCCAUACAGCCUCAUUGUUCCCUCCUGAUUACUAUUUACAUUGUAAAUGGGAAAGAAAUGCAUCCUGGUUUUUCUUUUUUCUUUGUAUUUUUGUUUUAGUCUGCAACUCAAUGUGUGGCUAUGGUAGCCUCUUGAGAUCUUCCUCCCAGCCUUCCACACCUGGGGUCAUAUGCGCCAGUGGGCAUACUGCAUCCUUACUCGCCUUAUUGUUUAGUAGCUGUGACUGUUUUAAGUCUUCCUUCUGCUUUAUUCUGUUUCUUGUUCGUGUUUUUUCAGCAACUUUCUCCUUGUUAACAUCACAUUUACUAAAGACUCAAAAUAGAGGGCAAACAAAAUCUAAAGUGACCUUAAAAAUAGUACUUCCUUCUCUAUGGAGGGAAAGGUGGUUUUGUUUUUCCUGUUACUGCCAGGUAGUUUCUGGAAACAAGACUGACUCACCCCCCCCCCUCACACACACACACCUCAAAGCUUCUUAACACUUGGGUUAGGUAGGGAAAAACCAAUGACAGCUCUAAGUUGUUAGAAGUCUAGAUACAAGGUUGCUGUAACUGCUAACCUGAUCAUUCUCCAUUGUCCUUUGUGAUUGCAUUUGUUCAGUGUGCUCAGGUUGGAACCCAAGUUCUCACAAACUAGACCAGUGCUGUCUGCCACUGUUAUGUCCCUAGCUGAUUCCAGCCACUCUUUCCUGUUGGAUUGGAGACUGCUUUACAUAUGUCUACACUGUCUGUUUUAUUAGAUAGCACCUCAUGUAACCCAGGCUGGCCUCAAACUCACUGUAUGGCCAAGGAAGUCCUCGACCUUCUGAUAGCCCUGCCUCCACCUCCCAAGUACAGGGAUUACAGAUGUGCCUCACCACGCCUGACAGCAAAGUAGCUUUUCAGUCGUCUUUCUCUGCUGCUUCCCUGCGCUGUGCCAAGCCUGAGCUGCCUGCCUGCUCCUGUGUGCUCGGAUUCACUGUUCAUCUCAGUUGUCUUCUUAGACAUGUGUUAGGGCGGCAUCUAGUCAGUGGUUCUUUCUGUUUUAGUGUAUAUAAAAAUUGACUUUGUGUUUUUUUUCUGCAAUUUGAAGUCACAAUCGUUUAUGUAAAGGAGUAAAGGCCUAGCAUAUUGUAUGUCAAGAUGCUUCCCUAAUGUACAGAAUCGUGUAAAAUAAAUAAUUACAUUGUAUAUCAGUCUUCCCACCAGUCUUAAUUAUUAAAAUAUUUUAGAAUAUCGAA